Messenger RNA from Trichoderma aggressivum f. europaeum, 459 nucleotides. RefSeq lists its product as uncharacterized. The coding region runs from base 1 to 459 and encodes 152 amino acids. The record is from RefSeq and is a predicted model, not a curated record. NCBI's taxonomy places the organism in Eukaryota, Fungi, Ascomycota, Sordariomycetes, Hypocreales, Hypocreaceae. The transcript has 2 exons.
AUGAAGACCGUGGCAGCUAUUCCAGCGCUUUUUGCCGGCCUCUCUAUUGCCGGCCCUUUGCAAGCCCGCCAGUUACCGGAUCGCUUUGAUAUAAAUGGCUUUUCUGUGCAGUGCCAGACCUCUAGUUGCGAGGUCAAGUUUGGCGUGACUCUCCCUGAUAGAUCCGGCGGCUGCGUUAUUGCCUUCCCGGGCAUCCGUGCAGGCAUACCGGAUUUCCCCCUACGAUCCGUGUGCGACCAACCCGACAUUGGCUAUGAAGUGAUUAUGCACGAUCAAGGCUUUGGGGGGAUCGACUUUUCGGUUGACUGGAAUUAUGCGUCUGGGAAAUACCUCGUGGGCAACCAUUCGAUUCCUGGAAGCCAGUGGCAGGCGUUUGGCGACGGUGACGACCUUCUGGAGCGCUAUACGGGUCCAAAAGACUUUUCUAUUAGCGACUUGCAGGUAGCUUCGAGUAUUUGA